GAGAAGGGAGAGGAAAGUGGAGGAGGUGAAGGGUCAUGGAGGAGGUGAAGGCUGUGACAACAGAAGAGGCUGCUCAGGAUGAUGGUAAAGAGGGGGCCGUAGAGGAAGCCGUGGAGGCCAUGGAAACCACAGAGAAUGGAGCCUCUGGGGAUGCAAAAGCUGAAGAUAGUAAAGUCGAAGAGAGUAAAGUCGAAGAGAGUAAAGUCGAAGAGAAGAUGGAGGAAUCUGUCGUGGAAAAAAACGGAAAGCACAGAGCAUGAGCAGUCUGCUGGUGAGAAUGGGGCGAAGGCUGAGAGUGCAGGGGAACAGGCCACAGAGGAGGACGAUGACGGACUGCCAGAAGAGUUCCAGACAAUUGAUGAAACAAAUGACGAAGAUGGUGAUGAGAAGAAAGAGGAGAAGGAGAGAGAGAGACGACCGUCCAAACGGGCCAGGUCACGAUCACGAUCUCCAAGGCGCAGGUCCAGAGAGAGAUCCAGACGGUCUAGAUCACGAGAACGUCGCAGGGAAUCACCAAAGGUUGUUGUGGAAGAGGAAGAUGAUUCCUGGUUACAGUCUACAGCUGGUCAGCUUGACAGAUACCACGCUGAUCUGAACCUGAGGAUUGAUGAGAAUGGACUGAAGGCUCACCCUCUCACAGCAGAGGGCUUUGCCUUUAUGUGGGCUGGGGCCAGGGGCAUGUUUGGGGUUACUUCUGGAAAAGUCGCAUUUGAAGUCAAGAUUGCAGAAAACAUUAAAGUGGAGCAUUUGCCCUCUGAAGAAACAAAGAAUGUUGUCAGAGUGGGAUGGUCCGUCGACAGUACAACCACACAACUUGGUGAGGAACCUUUGUCUUACGGGUAUGGAGGAACAGCCAAAGCCUCAGAGAACUGUAAAUUUAAGGAUUAUGGGGAGACGUUCACCAGUGGAGAUGUGAUCACAGCGUAUUUGGACCUGGACAGUGAGCCAGCCACCAUCGCCUACUCCAAGAACGGCGAGUACCAGGAUGUCUGUUUUGAGGUGGACAAGGAGACCCUAGGAGAAAAAGCCCUUUUUCCUCACAUCCUCACGAAAAAUACAGAGUUUGAGGUCAACUUUGGAGCCCUAGAGACGCCAUGGUUCCCACUGCAAGAAGAAUUUGUCUUCAUUGAUCAGGUGGAGGCUGAGAAGCGAGUGAGAGGGACAGAGCCUCCAGCCAAGAAAGAAGAGUGUGAGAUCAUAAUGAUGGUGGGUCUGCCAGGAGCAGGGAAAACUUACUGGGCACAGAAACAUUCAGCAGCUAAUCCAGAGAAACGAUUCAACGUUCUUGGUACAAACAAUAUCAUUGAUAAAAUGAAGGUGAUGGGUCUCCCUCGUAAGAAGAAUUACGCAGGCCGCUGGGAUUCAUUGAUUGAGAAGUCGACAAGAUGCCUGAACCGGCUGAUAGAAAUAUCAGCACGGAAGCGCAGGAACUACAUUCUGGAUCAGACAAAUGUGUACGCAUCAGCCCGGAGACGUAAAAUGCAACCUUUCGAAGGUUUUCAACGAAAGGCAGUUGUGGUAAUACCAUCUGAUGAGGAUUUCAAAACCCGCAUAGCUGAAAGAGAGAAAGAAGAAGGGAAAGAAGUACCAGAACGAGCUGUUCUUGAGAUGAAAGCUAACUUCACUCUGCCUGAGGUGGGAAGCCUCUUUGACACCGUGGAGUUUACUGAGCUGAACCAGGAAGAGGGGGGCAAACUGGUGGAGAAGUACAUGAAAGAGGCUAAGGCCGCUCUUCCCCCACCAGAGAAACGCUUUCGGGGAGAUCGCUUCAGUCCCAGGGGACGCAGUGAUUACCGUGGCGAUCACCGAGGUCGUGGAGGUUACCAUGGGGACCGAUAUGGUGAUCGCUAUGGAGGUCGAGGAGGUUACCGUGGAGGAUACAAAGAUGGUGGUUACCGGGAUAACCAUAGAGGUUAUGGAAGCCGUGGGUCCUACAACAGAUAUGACUCUAGUGGUCGCUAUGACAACAGGAACAGAUAUGAUAACAGAUCAGGAGGAAGUCACUCUAGAAAUUUGGACAACCGUUCCUAUGAUUCCCGAAGUAGUGGCAGCCACGGGUCAUGGGGAGGUCGUCAGGGGUCAUGGGGAGGAUCUGGUCACUCGGGAAGUUGGAAUAACCAGUCUGGCUGGGGAGGUCAAGGUCACUGGGGCUCCUCACAGGGAGGCUAUGGCAGCUACAACCAGGGCUACGGUUCCCAGUCUAACCAGGGUUACGGAGGUCAGUGGGGAAAUUCAUGGAACCAGAACUACUGGGGAGGUCAGGGCGGUUCAGGUUAUAACCAGGGGUCAGGCUACAAUAGCGGCAGUGGCAGCCAGUGGUACGGCAGCUACAAGUAAACACCAGCCUACGUCAUCUUACCAGAUAUUUAGGGUCAGUGCUGAUGGUAUGACUACCAGCAGCACAGAGUCUGACUCUGACUCAGCAUCAUUGUUUAUGAAAAUCUUCUUUUUUUUUUCUCUUUUUUUUUUUGAGGAUUUCUUCUUGUUAAUGUCCAGGUUUUUCUCAUCUCUGUAGAUGCCUGCAUUUUAUGUCUUGUUGGGAUCAUUUCAUACUUGUAUAUUACACAUUUUAUUAUGUACAGUAGUAUAGAUGAUGAUUGUAGUGUUGAACCUUAACGUUAGGUCAUUGUUCAAUGUUUUCAGAAAAUCUCGCAUCUGAUUUUAAUCACUGACGUAGACAUAAUUACUGAAUUAGGUCAGUGUUCUUGUAAUCAUGGUGAACUGUUUUUUCUUAAAAACAUGUUUGAUAGCUAUAUAAGGUCAUCUUCCGUCAACUUGGUAACAAUAUGUAAACAGAUUUUGUACAGGGUUUCAACAUAUCCAAAUGCUAACAACUUCUUCAUCUGAAUGAUAUAUUCCAUCAUCUGCAUCUCACCUCAUCUUGUAUUUUACAUGUCAUCUCAAUUAACUCUGAUAAAUAAUGCCAAUUCUUCAUAUCUCUGUUAAGUAGACAGAAAUCUAAUGUUCUGAGAUGACUGAUGUGGUUCAAUAAACAUGGAAUGUAUCCAUA
Molecule: messenger RNA, 3010 nt
Organism: Liolophura sinensis
Lineage: Eukaryota; Metazoa; Mollusca; Polyplacophora; Chitonida; Chitonidae
Product: heterogeneous nuclear ribonucleoprotein U-like protein 1
Exons: 19
Coding region: 136-2337 (733 amino acids)
Biological process (GO): alternative mRNA splicing, via spliceosome
Cellular component (GO): nucleus
Molecular function (GO): RNA binding; protein binding
Source: RefSeq, a predicted model, not a curated record